UUUCAUUCAGUCCGGAUGUCGGAGAUCAUAUUCCCACCGGACUUUGCUUGGGGAGCGGGAACUGCAGCGUAUCAAAUUGAAGGUGGCUGGCAGGCAGACGGUAAGGGACCGAGUAUCUGGGACACAUUUUGUCACGAGGAAGGCAGAGUGUUUGGGGAGCAGAAUGGAGACGUGGCCUGUAACAGCUAUGAGCUGUGGGAGAAGGACUUGGAGUGUAUCCAGCAGCUUGGACUGACGCACUACCGCCUGUCUUUCUCCUGGGCCCGCCUUCUGCCUCACGGGACCACACAGCAUGUCAAUCAAAAAGGUGUACAAUACUACAACAAAGUGAUUGAUGAUUUGCUGGCUUGUAACGUGUCGCCGAUGGUCACCCUCUACCACUUUGACCUGCCCCAAGCUCUCCAGGACCAGGGCGGCUGGAAGUCACCGUCAACUGCAGGCUUGUUUGACAGUUACGCCCGGUUUUGCUUUCAGACAUUUGGUGACCGCGUCAAACUUUGGAUCACGAUCAACGAGCCGUAUGUGUGCGCCAAGCUGGGCAACGAAGACGGCAUCCAUGCCCCGGGGUUACGAGAGAAAGGCACCGCUGCCUACUUGGUGGGACACAACAUGCUGCGUGGCCACGCCAUGGCCUGGCACAGCUAUGACUCUCUCUACAGGCCGCAGCAGAAGGGCGCGGUGUCUCUGGCCAUCAACAGUGACUGGAUUGAGCCGUUAGACCCGGGCCGCGAGGCGGACGUCGCUGCCGCUGAACGUGACCUUGCGUUUACGCUGGGAUGGUUCGCCUGGCCCGUGUUUGUCACCGGAGACUAUCCAGAAAUAAUGAGAUCCGCCAUAGACGCUCAGAGCGCAAAGCUGAAACACAGUGGUGAGUCGAGGCUGCCCCGCUUCUCUGAGGAUGACCCUACGAUUUUGGGAACGGCCGACUUCUUCGCGUUGAACCACUACACGUCCCGCAAAGCCACGGCUGGAGGAGACUGUGAGGAGACGCUGUGCAUGAAGAGCGACCGUAAUGUAGAAGAGGUUGUGGAUUCUUCCUGGCCCAUCUGUGGUGUGUCCUGGCUGGCUGUAGUUCCCUCCGGCCUGAGAAAACUCCUGAAGUAUAUCAAGGACACUUUCCACAACCCGGCGGUUUACAUCACGGAGAAUGGAUUCUCUCAGGUGGGGCCGCUGCAAAUUGAGGAUGUCCAUCGCUGUCAGUUUUACAAGGACACUAUAUUGGAAGUGGCUAAAGCUAUAGAAGAAGAUGGGGUGGACGUCCGUGGGUACUUCGCCUGGUCACUAAUGGACAACUUUGAAUGGGCCGAUGGGUUCAGUGUUCGCUUUGGAUUAUUCCACGUGGACUUCUCUGACGCCGAGCUCAGUCGGACAGUGUACCGUUCUGGGAAAGAAUAUGCCAAGAUCAUCGCAAAAUACACAUCAGGUCAAUCGAAAUAAAAGCAAUUGUUCCAUUGACUUGAUUUGUUUCUUUGCAAUCUUCAAAAAGACACAAAUUGGAUCAACCCAAUAGACCUCACUUACUGCUACACAGUCUACAUCCCAGAAUUACAAACAUAGUGUUUCUUUUUGGCUGAGACACGAGGCUGGAGGACGACUCCAACAAGCAUCCGUCUGAUAGCAAACUAGACUUCAGCCGGAGAUGUGAAGACACAGGCAUAUCGGGCUGUGUUGAUUUAGUUGAACUACAAUUAGUAUUCUGUCCUGUGCAAUUCCCAGCCAGCCUGCACAAGUUGGUUUAUGGAGGGCCGAAGCAGCUGUGAGGAUACAGGGCCAAUCUACUGCAGCUGCUUCACGCGGCUGCACAAGAACUGGCAUUAGCAGCGUUAUUAUGCACAUAUAUGCAUUAUGUAGACCCUCGAUUGUUUUAGUCGCCCAUCCAAUUCAGCAUGAUCUCAUGCAGCCCUGACAA
Messenger RNA from Salarias fasciatus (jewelled blenny), 1909 nucleotides. RefSeq names its product glucosidase, beta, acid 3 (gene gba3). The record is from RefSeq and is a predicted model, not a curated record. NCBI's taxonomy places the organism in Eukaryota, Metazoa, Chordata, Actinopteri, Blenniiformes, Blenniidae. Gene Ontology annotation, molecular function: beta-galactosidase activity; glycosylceramidase activity. Gene Ontology annotation, cellular component: cytosol. Gene Ontology annotation, biological process: carbohydrate metabolic process; glycosylceramide catabolic process. The transcript has 6 exons. The coding region runs from base 16 to 1437 and encodes 473 amino acids.